This is a messenger RNA of Ruditapes philippinarum (Manila clam), 657 nucleotides long. Its product is annotated as coadhesin-like. Gene Ontology annotation, biological process: extracellular matrix organization. Bases 16 to 657 code for a protein of 213 amino acids. Lineage: Eukaryota; Metazoa; Mollusca; Bivalvia; Venerida; Veneridae. The record is from RefSeq and is a predicted model, not a curated record. Gene Ontology annotation, cellular component: extracellular matrix. Gene Ontology annotation, molecular function: protein binding; metalloendopeptidase activity. The transcript is spliced from 5 exons.
UUCUUGUCGUGUUAUAUGGAUAUCAAGCACACAGCAGGAUCAACAAGUUUUAGUUUGGGAUGUAAAGAUAAUCAGAUGUGUGGAAAACCGUCAUACAGCGCUGGUGAACUUAUAAUAGGGAGGGAUUUGAACAAACGUGAAACAAACGAAUGUGCCGAAUGCUGCGGUAUCAAUAACUGUAACAAAAACCUGUGUACACAUUCUAAACCUUCAGCAUGUAUCGAUGAUUCAAAAACAGACUGUGCGUAUCUAAAUACACUCUUUAACAUUUGUCAGGACAUCCAUCAUGGAAAAACAGUCUGUGCAAAGUUUUGUAAUUUAUGUUCAUUAGUUGAUGGCAAUUGGGCGGAGUGGUCCUUGUGGUCAAAUUGUAACGGCACGUGUGAUAGAAGUAUUCGCUUUAGAGAAAGAGCAUGCUCAAAUCCGGCACCUAUUCAUGGAGGACUGCACUGCACUGUGAAUUCUAAAAAAAGGGAAACUUGCAGCAUGCCUCUUUGCCCAGCCGGUACGCCAUCAGUCAUUUCUCAAAGCAAAGAUGUUACCACGUUGACAUACUCUGAUGGAGACAGACUUAUUUUUGCCAAAACGAUUUCAAAUGACGGGAAUGGUUAUGGCAACGGAACCGGAAUAUUCACGGCACCUAUUGCGGGGACCUAA